Messenger RNA from Aspergillus niger, 462 nucleotides. RefSeq lists its product as uncharacterized. The record is from RefSeq and is a predicted model, not a curated record. The transcript is spliced from 3 exons. NCBI's taxonomy places the organism in Eukaryota, Fungi, Ascomycota, Eurotiomycetes, Eurotiales, Aspergillaceae. Bases 1 to 462 code for a protein of 153 amino acids.
AUGGCUUGCAUUAGCAGCCCUCGGGUGGCGGUUUGGUCAUCUAUCUCUCUAAAAAUUUCCUUCGAUUGUGGGGAUGAAGAAGAUGACGACCACGAUGGUGUGUCUGGGGUUUUAUUGAGCCAUCCGUCUGGUCUUCCCUAUCUAGGUUUUAUACUUGACAUCUCUGGCCUUUCGUUAUCGAUAGCAAGGACGGACAAAGGCAACUAUCACGAUGACAUCUGGGAUUAUAUUCCUGAUAUCUCUGGACUUCUCUUCGAUGAUGAAGAUGGUGACCAUGAUGGUGCCUUGGGUUUUGACCCUGAUAUCCUUUGUCUUCUCUUUUCCAGGGUUCGGAACCGUGAUAUAAUCACCGAUAGCGGUGAGUCUCUUGCGGAAAAGAAAAAAGGGAGACUUGGAGAAGGAGUGUACACUCUUGUCUGCUCAAUCUUCGCCCCAAAUCAACUUGGACGGUUCACACUUUGA